Messenger RNA from Brassica oleracea var. oleracea, 1421 nucleotides. Its product is annotated as DNA-directed RNA polymerase subunit 7-like protein. Gene Ontology annotation, biological process: DNA-templated transcription initiation. The coding region runs from base 647 to 1285 and encodes 212 amino acids. Gene Ontology annotation, molecular function: single-stranded DNA binding; single-stranded RNA binding. The record is from RefSeq and is a predicted model, not a curated record. The transcript has 2 exons. Lineage: Eukaryota; Viridiplantae; Streptophyta; Magnoliopsida; Brassicales; Brassicaceae.
UGAUCAUCUCUGCGAUGUUCUGAGUGGAGAACGAAAAGGGAUUUUGUAGAGAAAAAGAUAAAUCGAUUUGAUAUGGGUUUUAUCAUGAUUUUGAAAACAAAUUAAGAGAGGGAAAAAAGUUUGAAAAUUUCGAUGUUGGGCUAAAACUUGUGUGUUCGUUUACCGUUCCAACGUUUUGUAUGGUCGUUUGUCUGAAAUGGAACUACUUAUUCUCUUAAAGAUUUUGAGACCAAGCAAGUUACAUAUGUUGUGGGAAGCUAGCUAGUUUGGUUCUUUAAAAAGUUAUUGUGGUUGUUAACUUUGAGAAAAAAAAAGAAAGAAUCUUAUUGUAUCCUGUUAAGAGUGUGUCAUCUGAUGUAAUUUUUUUGAGCAAAUUUCUCUUUUCUUUGUCAAUUUCUUCUCUUGGUUGCUUCCUUGUGCUCCAAUCUUGAGUUUAGAUUAUUAGUAACUCUAAUGCAGGUCAAAAUGCUCUAACUUUAAUAACCUGUACUUUUACAGCUUUAUAAUCAUUCAUUAGUCAGAUCUGAUUUGUUAGGCUAUGCAAGUUAUUGAGUAGCUAUGUGGUUUUCGAUGUUUGUUUGUAUGUACCAAAGGAAAAGGCUCUUUUUUUAUGUGAUAUGUAUGAUUCCUCAGGUGGUGAAGAGAGAUGAAGCGCAUGUUUUCAGAAGUAGAAAUGUGUCGGGACGUGGCUAUACCUGCCAAACAAUUGAAGAAGGGCCAUUCGCCACGACACCAGCAGAUUCUAACGAGACUACUCCAAGAUCUGCUCCACGAGAAAGCAUGCAGGGAACACGGGUUCUAUCUCGCCAUCACCGCCUUAAAAAGCAUCGGUAACAUCAACAGCACCACAGACGAUGACAAUCCUCAAGCAGACGACGUCCUCACAUUCCCUGUCUCCUUCACAUGCCGCACAUUCUUGCCUGCACGAGGAAAUAUCAUGGUAGGGACCGUAAUGAAAGUAUUGUUUAACGGUCUUAACGGAGGAGCUGCUCCAGCUGUUUUGAUAAGCUCUGGUCCACUCAGAUACGCAUACUUAUCAUACUUGAAAAUGCCGGAUUACCAUUUUGUCCCGCCAAACUUUGAGGAGGAGGAGGAGCCGUGCUUUCAGAAAGAUGAUCUCACCAAGAUUGCUGUUGGCGUUGUUGUGCGGUUUGUGGUCUUGGGACGUCGGUUUAAGGUGAGUCCAGAGAAAAGAAGAACCGAUGUUUACGUUCUGGCCUCUGUGGAAGGUGAUGAUACACUUGGUCCUGUCUCUCUUACAGGCUGCGAUAGGCCUUAUAUGUGAUUGUUACCAAUGUUGAACGCUUUUGGGUUUCCAAGUUACUUUCAGUCUUCUUGUUAGUUGUUUAGUAUAGGUUACUAGGUGAACGAACACAUCACUCAUUAAUUAAUGUACACAAAAGUUUCUCUCUUUCUUUCAA